This is a messenger RNA of Anthostomella pinea, 306 nucleotides long. The record is from the annotation of a GenBank genome assembly. NCBI's taxonomy places the organism in Eukaryota, Fungi, Ascomycota, Sordariomycetes, Xylariales, Xylariaceae.
AUGCCGACCCCAGAAUCCCCGGCUUUCCUGGCGAAGAAGCCAACCGUCCCUCCGACCUUCGACGGCGUCGACUACGAGGACAACAAGCGACUAAAGCAGGCGCAGGAUGCCGUCGUCCGGGAACAAUGGGUGCAAGUGAUGAUGGGUCGGCUUGUGCGGGAAGAGCUGAGCAAAUGCUACUACCGCGAGGGUGUCAACCACCUCGAGAAGUGCGGUCCUUUGCGAGAGAAAUACCUCCAGAUGCUCAAGGACCAUCGGGUACGGGGAUUCCGGUUCGAGCAACAGAACUACAUCGACAAGAAAUAG